AUGAAGACCACAUGGCUCACUAUCCUGUGCUGGACUUACAUCCGGCUGUCCACAUCUUUCCCUGUCGAUGACAGGCCCGCAUUUACACCAUGGGAUCUGGCGAAAAGAGAGAUCGAAGCAGCUAUCUUCUCCAAUCCUCUGGGACCCCAAUUUGGAGUACCUGAUGAGACGUGUCGUGGCACGCUGGAGGGCCCCAACACCGGUAGUUGCUGGAAGAUGGCAGAUGUCACAGUUGAUAAAUUCAUCGCAAACCGAAAGCCCGAGGCCAACGAAUGCGAGGUGCCCUGCCUUUUCUACACCUCGAAACUCACGGGAGCGGCAGAAAGGCUGGCCAAUUUUGUUCUGAAGGAGGUACUUUUGACGGGGGCUGCGGAAGGACCGCGCAAGUACCAAACUAUCUGGGAGCUACAUCCGCCAAAGUUCUAUCCAAACAAGAAUGACCUGGACAAGACUCCCGAGGCCAAGUGCAUCUACCAGGACCAGAGGGAUCAGGACUACGACGCGAACUUCGAUGGUUGCCAACGGCUAUACUUCAAGUCAAUGUCGAAGGCCAUGGCAAUGGAGUGCAAAGGCGAGGUCUUCUUGAUGACCAAUUCAGAUCUGAGCGGUACUCGCCCCGAAGGAAAAAAAGAAAAAGUUCCAGUGGAUGGAAUUUGGUGGCAGGUUGAAUUUCCGACACUGAUCGAUGAUGCUCGACCCGCAGACAAGAAAAUCACAAAAGUCAGUCCAGAGCCACGCCGUAGGUACCAAUUCAUGGAUGUUUAG
Molecule: messenger RNA, 765 nt
Organism: Alternaria triticimaculans
Lineage: Eukaryota; Fungi; Ascomycota; Dothideomycetes; Pleosporales; Pleosporaceae
Exons: 3
Coding region: 1-765 (254 amino acids)
Source: RefSeq, a predicted model, not a curated record